Morus notabilis is the source of this 2530-nucleotide messenger RNA. RefSeq names its product probable protein phosphatase 2C 33. Lineage: Eukaryota; Viridiplantae; Streptophyta; Magnoliopsida; Rosales; Moraceae. Gene Ontology annotation, biological process: protein dephosphorylation. Gene Ontology annotation, molecular function: protein serine/threonine phosphatase activity. The record is from RefSeq and is a predicted model, not a curated record. The transcript is spliced from 5 exons. The coding region runs from base 1005 to 2453 and encodes 482 amino acids.
GAUAUUUAUUUGACAACAAUGAAGAGUCUAUUUCCACUACCCACUCUUUGUCUCUCCCUGAAAAAAUAGUUUCUCUCUCUCUCUCUCUCUCUAAAAAGUCAGGCCUUAUUUAUUCUCAUUUAGAGAAAGCGGGUAUUUUAGCAAUCUUUGGCAUCUUUUUCAGUCCGUUGGUGGUGGUGGUUGUUCCUUCUCUCUCUCUCUCUCUCUCAUUGCUUCGUUCCAUUUUCCCGAGGCCAUCUCUAUCUACUGGGAACUGGGUUUCUGUCCACCACUGAUAUUGUGCACAAAAAGGGCACACACAAAAAAAAAAAAAAAAGAGAAGAAGAAAAAAGAGUGUCUUUCUUUCUUUUUUUUGUUCACGAGUUGCUCUGUUUUCUGAGCACAUUCUCUGUGCCCCUUUUUUUGGCGAUCUCUUGGUGAAAUUCUGUUCUCGCUUGAUCCGCGUUAUCUCAUUUGAUACUUCGAUGUUCUGAUCAAAGUUCGUAAUUCUUAGACAGUUUGAUUGAGAAUAAACUAUUAUUGAUUGGUUUUCUCUUUUCUCUUGCUUCUGAAUUUGAGAUACGUAAUUUGAAUAUUAAAAAGAAAAAAAAAAAGUAAACCUUUUGGAAUAGAUCUUCCUUCACAGAUCUGCUCUCUUUUAUCCAAACCCGCCCUUUUUUGCUUCCACUUUAAUUUUUCCUCAUUAAAAUUUCUUUUUCUUUUUUUAUAUUUAUAUAACCAAAAAGAGGUGAUAAAAAGUCAUCUUUUUUUCCAUUCAAGGAAAAGUUGGAAAUCCCCUGGCUGUGUAUUACUGAUUUCCCAGACUAAUUCAAGCCAAAUUUCGUGGAUUAAUAAAAAAAACCAAAUCCAGAAUUCAAAAGGGUCUGCAAAAAUUGUGAUCAGAGAAGAAGAAAAGGCAGGAUUUUUGAGAAUAUUUGUUUGUGACGGAUCCGUCAAUAGAAAACCGGGGAUUUGGGUGUUUGGGUGGUCUGGAGUGCAUAUUGAGCAUAAUCAGGGCCCUGAAAAUGGGGUCCUGCUUGUCUGCAGAAAGCAGGAGCCCUCACGCCUCUUCAUCGCCUUUGACUCCCAAUCUGGGCGUCAAAAAAUGGAAGAAUUCAAAGAAGAGACCCGGCUCAAGAAACUCCUCCUUUGACUAUCGCAGAGAAGAACCGCUUCACAGGAUUCCUGGAAGGAUGUUCUUGAAUGGCUCCAGUGAGGUUGCUUCACUCUUUACUCAGCAAGGCAAGAAGGGCACCAACCAGGACGCCAUGAUCGUUUGGGAGAAUUUUGGUUCCAGAACGGACACAGUUUUCUGCGGUGUCUUUGACGGUCAUGGUCCUUAUGGUCAUAUGGUCGCCAAAAGAGUGAGGGAUUCUCUACCUCUGAAAUUGAGUGCACACUGGGAAGUGAACAUAAACGGCAGUGAUGUUCUCAAGGAGAUCAGCCUAAAUACUGCAGGAAGCAUGAACUCAGAAGAUUCUGCCCUUGCAUUUGCUGAUGAAGAGCUGAGGGCUUCCAUAGAUAUUGGGGAGGUGGAAAAGCGCCCUGAGAUCUUUCAGACAUUGAGAGAAUCGUUUCUGAAAGCUUUCAAAGUCAUGGAUAGGGAGCUGAGAAUGCAAGGCAGUAUCGAUUGCUUCUGUAGUGGGACAACAGCUGUGACUCUAGUCAAGCAGGGCCGGGACAUUGUCAUUGGAAAUGUUGGGGACUCCAGAGCUGUACUAGGUACAAGAGAUAAAGACAACUCUCUGAUUCCAAUUCAGUUGACUGUGGACCUCAAACCAAAUCUUCCAGAGGAAGCAGAGAGAAUCCGAAAGUGUAGAGGCCGUGUUUUUGCUCUUCAGGAUGAACCUGAAGUUGCUCGAGUUUGGUUACCAAACAACGACUCCCCUGGCCUGGCCAUGGCUCGGGCUUUUGGUGAUUUCUGCCUCAAGGAUUUUGGUCUGAUCUCUGUGCCUGAUAUAUCUAAUCGGCGGAUUAGUGAGAAAGAUGAAUUUAUAGUCUUGGCUACAGAUGGCAUUUGGGAUGUGCUCUCAAACAAAGAAGUGGUAGACAUAGUAGCGUCAGCCCCCGCUAGAUCAUCUGCAGCUCGAGCAUUGGUUGAGACAGCAGUUCAAUCUUGGAGGCAAAAAUAUCCGACGUCCAAGGUAGAUGACUGCGCUGUUGUUUGUCUCUUCCUCGAUUCAGACACGGACAACAUAUCAAUUGCUGCUAAUACUAGGUCCAAGGAACAGCAUUGUUCAGCCGAUGAAGUCAACUGCACAACUGAGAAAGAAGACCCCUCUUGUCCUACUAGUCUGGACCGCUCAGGAACUGUCCGAACUGGCCAAGAGAUGAAUCCAAAAGGAAGCAAAGAGGAUGCUGAAGAGGAAAUAAAUUCGGAGCCAGGAAAAGAUUGGUCUGCUCUUGAAGGAGUUUCUCGUGUUAAUACAUUAUUGACUCUGCCAAGGUUUGUGCCUGGAGAAGUGAAGCUGUAAACAUGUCCCGCAAAUGAUGAAAAAAACGGGAAGAAGAUCGGUUUUUCUUUCUUUCCCGUAAUCAACUUAUUUUGUUU